GCCCCAACUGCUCUUCAUACUCAUGGAAUUGCUAAAGGAAAGACUGUCACAUCACAUCCUUCUGUGAAAGAUAAACUGGAUGGUAUGUUUUCACAUGACAUACAUUUUUCAUUCUAAAUUAAAAAAUAAACAAAUAUUUGUGUAGCCUGCAUAUUUUUUGUGAAAAGUUAAAACUAUACCAUGAGUUGCUAAAUACCAUUUUAAGGAAGUUAAUUUUUAGACAAUUAGGUUGAGUAUUUUUUGCCAAGUCUUCAUUGAAAUUAUUGUUUGACUCACCAGGCAGCACUGUAUGUCCUGUAACCACAAAAUGGCCCUAAAGUGUUUUUUUAGUUGACCUUAUUACUUACUCUGUAUGAGACUUAUGUUUGGUUGGUUUAAUUCUAUUUUUAAUUAUUAAAAAUAGAAGUCAAACCUCCCAAGCAUUUUUUAUUAUAAAUGGAAGUUAAACCAACCAAACAUGAGUUUCAUAGUAGGUCAACUAAAGUUGAAAUCCUGCAAUAUUAAGAAAUCUCUGUGUGAUGUCUGACAGUUCUUUUUCCUAUCCUUUAAAGAAAUUGAUGAUGUUCUUAAUCUGGAAAUGUAAGGAUAGGAUAAACGUUGUCAUACUAAACUCUGUAUAUUUUAAAUGUAUAUGGUAACUUUUCUGUGUUCCUCAUGCAAAUGAAAAACCGCCGUUACAAGUUUGGUGGUGUAGAAUUUGAUUGUUUUUGUCUUUAAGGUUACACGUACUCUGAAGACCGAGUUGUUCGUGAUGGAAACCUGGUAACUAGCAGAGGACCUGGUACUGCUUUUGAGUUUGGUAUUGAACUUGUACGUGCUGUACGAGGUGAUGAUGGUGAAGCUGAGAAGCUCGCUGGCCCAAUGCUGAUUAAAUAG
This is a messenger RNA of Porites evermanni, 876 nucleotides long. NCBI's taxonomy places the organism in Eukaryota, Metazoa, Cnidaria, Anthozoa, Scleractinia, Poritidae. The record is from the annotation of a GenBank genome assembly.